ACCAAUUCCGUAUCACUUCACCUUUAAUAAACAUUCUGCCCUUAGCCAGCAUGUAAUACUUUCAUUUGCUCUUUCGCUCGUCGCUGAUCCCCGUCCCGACCUCAUCCUUUUUGCUCAUAAUCAUUGUUGGCCUCGUAAUUCUUCCGAGAUUUUCAAUCGGCGACAUUAUCCAACCUUCGAUCUUAUAUCCUUCGCUUUCGCUUUCGCUUGCCCCGCCGGGCGCUUAAACCCACCUAGGCUACGCAGAUGCCCUCCGUGACGCCGUUCGAGCUACCCAUGCUCUCCCCGACCAAGAAGAGGAGACGAGAAGGCACCGACGAUGAACAGCGAUUUAUCUUCCCUUCUACGGGUCUUGACACAGCUUCUCUAAUUAACAAAUCACGGAAAAUCGUACCCCUGCCUGCGAGCAAGCGAUUUCGGCUAGUUAGCGAGAGUGAGGAGCACUACCUAACACAUAAUGCCUCGCACAUCAGUCACUCGCAACAAUCGCACCUCUCACAUGCGCACCCUGAACACCAAACGGCGCUUACAUCGCAGCACGGCCGACUAGGCACAAGUUCUAGAUCAGUCAAUACAUCGGCACUGCUAAGUCCGUGUCACAUCUGCCACCGAAAACCGACCAAGAAAUCCGACCUCGAUUCCUUCGCCGAUUGCAUGGGCUGUGGACAACGAGCCUGUUUUAUUUGCAUAAGGGCAUGUCAAGGCUGGCUACCACCCUCCACCGAGGAAGAAGCAGACCUUUCAGCCUCGUUUACUAUGCGAGACGUCGAUGACGAUAUAAGCAACGACCAAGAAUCCGAUGAAAAACAGGAGAAAGGAGGUGGGCCAGAAGACGGAUGGAUGGGACGAGGCCACCGAGAAAUGGUCUGCAGCCGAUGCUGCGUGGAGCGUGGAUCCGAGGGCGACGUGGUCUGCCUAGGGUGCCUGGCUGGUAUGGAGGGGGCAUAGGAUGCCCCCAUGGAGGAAGAACCAUAAUCAUUUAUUCCAGCAGAGGAUAUCUCAUGAUACAGAACGCCAACCACCACGGCUUCGCGUUUGGCAGCAGCACUUCGUGAGGCUAGGAAGGAAUUCAGCUUCGCUACCAUAUAGGCCGGCAUCGGAGCCAAGGGAGGAUUUAUCAGAUUCAGGGAGGCAUAGUCAUGGCGUUAUUCGGACACUAUAACACAGCACAGCACAGCACAUCCAUUUACCCACAUUGCAUUGCAUCGCGUUCGAGCAUAUCACUUCGUUAAGAUACCAUAUCCGCGGACCAUUGGCUGUUUAUCAUGGAAACUUUGUUGCUUUUGGGCGCUAAUGAAGGUACGGACUGUAAUUACGGCUAGGCUACAUGGUAGGCACUGUGUAUUUGGCAGGACGAAGAUGGGAUGGAUGGAUGGGAUGUACAUAUUACCUUAUACUCCAGGACGAGCUACUUGCUCAAUACCCAGGGAUCCUCAUGUCACUUAUACCACUCAUACAAAUCCCCAAAUAAUAUAAAUAAUCAAUCAC
This is a messenger RNA of Hypoxylon trugodes, 1488 nucleotides long. RefSeq lists its product as uncharacterized. Bases 247 to 948 code for a protein of 233 amino acids. The record is from RefSeq and is a predicted model, not a curated record. Lineage: Eukaryota; Fungi; Ascomycota; Sordariomycetes; Xylariales; Hypoxylaceae. The transcript has a single exon.